Molecule: messenger RNA, 7422 nt
Organism: Monosiga brevicollis MX1
Lineage: Eukaryota; Choanoflagellata; Craspedida; Salpingoecidae
Exons: 7
Coding region: 1-7422 (2473 amino acids)
Biological process (GO): regulation of cytokinesis; double-strand break repair via homologous recombination; mitotic cytokinesis
Cellular component (GO): centrosome; midbody
Molecular function (GO): phosphatidylinositol-3-phosphate binding
Source: RefSeq, a predicted model, not a curated record
AUGGCAGUCCCCGCAGCCUAUGAGGCCCACUAUGCCCCCUAUACUUCCAUUCGACAACCUGCAGCGUACCUCUUGCAACUUGCCAUCAAUUACUUACGUGUUGGCGAUGGCUUGCAGUUCAUUGAGGCUGCCCGGCAGCUUUUGCGCCAUGAUCCUGCGCUGGGUCGCGACCAACUCUUGCGAUUGAUUGCGCAGCCCGAUGCGAUUGCAUGCUUGUUUCGACCACAAGGCGUCAAAUCUUUGCCCCAUUUGCAAUGGCUGGGUCUUCAGCUUCUGGCCGGCACAAAAGAACCCGUCGAUGAGGGUGUCACCCCGCAUUUGCGCUUUGCCAUGCUGUUGCAAGAAAUGGCCACGCUCAUGUCGACCCAAGCUGUUCAGGAGGUAGAGCAGUAUUGGCGCCACUUACACGGAACCGACAAAGCCGAAAAGAAGCCGUUAGCAACACAGGCCAAGAACGAGCUCUGUGACCUCUUCAACCGUAAUUUUGAGCUCGCUAGCUUGGUCGCUACUGCCAUAGCCGGACCGCUGUUGAUUCAGGAAACGGCAACGCGCGGGGAGGAAGCCCUACGCACCCGGCUUCUGACGGCUCAGUUGAAUGCACUUGACGCCCAACUGGCCAGCACACCAGAGCAGAGCGUUCGUCGCUUGGCCUUGGUCGAAGCCACAGACACGGACACUGAUGAUUCUAUGGUCAACGCUCUGCACACCUUUCUCUCACAUGUUGCCAAUACCAUCAUUCAAGCCUGGAUCGAUCAACCCGAGCAAGCUCAAGCUGUGCUUGUGGAUCAGGUCUACAUGGCCUGCCUCAGCCACCACAACGCUUUUUUGCUUAAAAAGUGGCAGGGGCUGUUCUUGACCCGUCUAGCCAAAGCAACUCAGCAGUUGACGCCUGAGCAGACCUUGCAGUGGUUUACUCAGCCCGUGCUUCGCGAGCAAAUCAUGGCUGUCACUCGCUAUCAAGAGCGCUCCUGGUUUGAUGCUCUUUUACACGCACUGCGUGCUGCAGCGUCUGGCAUGCAGGCCGAUGACUUUGCCGCCAUUCUAGCCACGCACCAUUUGCGCGACGUGCUGCCGGUAGCUGCGCUCCAUUGCCUGGAUGCCCUGCCACCACUGGGUAAACAUGACCUGGCAGCCAUGCGCGGAGUGCUUAGCAUGUGGACUCCAACCAGCACAGAGGACGGGGUAGCAUUGCACACCUUUUUGACGGCCCUUCAGCAUCAGGUUGAGUUUGUUGGUUUUCUUCUAGCGGAACGGCGCCGUGCGCUCGAACACGGGGCAGCCCCGGCUAGUAAAGCCCCCACCCAACUUCUAACCCGGAUACAGUCCAGCCUGCUUGCCGAUGUCGAUGCAGUUCUGGGCUUUCGCGACCUCGAGCACUGUGCCCAGCUCUUGGUCUGGGAUCAUGUGCGCGAUGACAAGCUUCUGGCACAGCUGCGUCAGCGUCCCGUAGCAAAUAAGGCCGGCCAAGCGCGCCGUGACCAAGACGUGGCCAUAUUUCGCGCCGUGUCGGUGGUGCGCCACGCUCUUUACGCCGUUUUGGUUGGUGCCGGUUGGCGCUCACCACCCCCCCACAUCAAGCACGACUCGGAUUGGCAACACGUCAUUAUCUCGGCAGCCUUGAGCCGCCUACAUGAUUUGUUGGGCGACAUGGAAGACACUCCUCUCAAACUUGAAGUCUUGGAGCAACUAUAUGCUCUUCUUUUCCUUCAGCGAGCGCAUUUGCCCCAGGGUGCGCCGCCAGAAACAGACAGCCAUGAUUCUGCCUCGCCCUUUCUCAUCUCCGCCCUCGUGAUGGAGGACCUCUGUCCCAUGCUGCUGGCUGCUGCGACGGCCUUGCCCGUCUCAUACGAUCAGUGGCACGCUACCCUAGCUCUUUCAGUGUCUGCCGACAACUACGUCCGGCGACGCAAUGACCUCGAACAGCAGUUGCGCGAGUAUAAUUGGCGCUUUGAACUGCUUCAGAGCCGCGAAGCCUUUGCGCGACGCCCUGCGGAGCAGGUGCUGAGUAUGCCGGAGGCCAUUGCCGCCUCAUGCAUUCGCCAGCACCGCUUUGCAGACGCACUCAAGGUCGUAGGCCAGUAUGCCUUGAGUGGGGCCCUUGAACAGGAUGCGCGCUUGGGUGAGCCCAUUGAGCACAUUGCCAGUCGCCUGGGACGUGGUGCUUCUUUUGAGAGCGACCUGAGUGACCUUUUACGUGAGGUGACCUCCGACGUGGCCGUGACUAUCUGUUUAGACCUGGCUGCUACCGCUGCCAUGACUGCCGACGCCUGUCACACGCUUCUCAAGCGUGCCAGUGUCAUCAGUGAGAGCUCAACCGAAGUUCCUGCCCACAGCAAAUGGAUUGUGGCUCAACUCAUGGAAAUUUUUAGUGCCGGAAAGAUGCCCGUUGUUCAGCUGUUACGGAGCCAACCUGCACCGCUCGACGCCAGCGCCAAUCGCACUCGUCGUGGACUGACCGAUCAAUGUCAGAUUGCCCGUCAGGAUGCACUGGUUGCUCUGGACACCACUGCCGAAGCUACGGCCGAAGCUCGACAAAUCAGCGAAGAUCAGGUCUCUCUCAUGGGCCCGCUUGAGCGCAACGUUGACGAUGAACGUGGCAUCACUUCAGCUCUUGAGGAGCUGCGUGUCCAGUACGCGGCCCUGACACCCCACUCGUUUGUCAAUGCCUUCAUUUCCCAGGCCAACGCUCUGAACAGUUUGACACCCGAGAAUCCAGACACAAUCCGACUGCUUUCAAUCAGUCCUGCGCGACUUUUGCUGCAGAUGUUUUGCAGCGGCAAUGCCGACCUCGUGAGCGAGGCUGCGAUUGUAGCUCGCGCCGUGGAUUUACCCGUGCCUUGCCUCAUUCAAAAAGCGUUGUGCGUGGCCAUUCCUCUCACCACCACCGCUGCUGGCGCAGCCCCGAGCCUACGACCACCACCCCUCGUAACUUCAACCAGGGCCACGAUUCUAAACGCCGCAGAUGCGACGGCGGCAGUGACUCAAACCACCACGGCGACAGCGACGGCGGCGACGACCGUCCCAGCGGCCAAUGUCGGUCCCGUCUCAGAUUCUGGACGCAACGAUACCAAUCAAGAUAAGAUUGACGUUGUCUAUGAGCUGUUGGAAGAGUUCUUAUUCUUGGUGCGCCCCCACGUUGGAGCCCAGGGCAUGACCUCAGCGCUGCUGUUCAGUCGCAGCUUCUGUCAGCAAAUCAGCACAACGGCAGCCUUUCAACGCCUUCAUCAACGCACCGCACUCCUGCGUCAAGUUGACCUCGCUCUCCUGGAUCCCAACGACAAGGUCUGCGUUCUUGUGAACAUUUACAAUUUGCUACGUCUGCACGCUUGCCUGUUGCUCGGACCCCCGGAGGGCUGGGCAGUGCGAGAUCAGUGGAGUGCCAAGGUCCAGUAUGAACUCGGGUCAAAGCAUGUCGUAUCCUUGUUGCAACUGGAGCAACUGCUCUUGGGUGCGGGGACCAGUACCGGGCCAGAUUAUCUGCGUACAGAGCGCUUGCCCCGCAAUUUGGUGUUUAGUCUUUGGCAGGGUCACCUGGCUUCACCCGCCCCCGUGCCGUUGCAGUCCAACACCAUGACAGACGUUUUGCUGACAGCGCGCUCCUCAUUCUUGCGGCGCAGCGUCAAAGCCAAAGGGCGCCGGCGUUUGAUUCUGCCUCACUUUCUGCUGGAGCAUGCACGGCAUCUCUUGGACGCAACCGAUGUCGAUGAUCUGGAUGCUCAAACCGACAUUGCCCCACUGGCCGAGUAUUGUCGCCAACACCUGCCAGCGGGCUGUCGCCAGCAUCGACUGUUGACGGAUGACGGCGUGCAGCCCACCCUAGAGCUGGAAGAUAGUUUACUGCUACCGGGCAUGACGGUUAUACCUCCACAAGACCUUGAUGCCAAAGAUUUCGCCGGUGCUGAGCUUGGGCUGGACCAAGCACUUCACACGCGCGUUUUGCGCGAGCUGGCGGGCCAGACGACGCACGAUGCCGAUGACGUCAACUUCCCUAUCGAUCGCACCAUCAUUGAGCAGUCCUUGGCUUUGGUAGGCGAGGUUCAUCCGGCCCUGGCGUUAGUGUUGCGCCUCUUCGUCAAGGACAUUGAUGAAUACCAGGAUGGAGAUCAUUUGAUUGAGGCCUAUGAUGCUUAUCUGCAAUCACCCGCGCUGGUGGGGCUUAUGCCCUUGCAUCACUGGCUGGAAUUGCGAUACGCCAAACUACGUUUGGCGCGCAAGCAUUUGCGCAAGCCUUUCACGCAUGAGCACUUGGUCAUCCUCCUCACGCAUGAAGAUACUCCCGAGCGCCGCUUUCUCUCUCAUCGCCUGGUGGAGCGCAUGGUGCAGAGCAGCGACGAGCACCUUGCCGUCAUGUUGGUUGCUGAGGGCGUACUGCUUUGUGCCCCACUGGACGAUGCUGUCGUGGCUCGUGCCUACCGCAAGAGUACCAAUGAUUUAAGUCGCCUGCAUCUUCUAGGGUGUUUCUCGAGCGGACUGCUGGCCGCCCAACAUGCGCUAGAAACCUUUCGGACAGUGAGCGAUAGCUUGGUUAUUUCCUUCCUCAAAACUGCACGCUAUCAGAUGGACCGACAUGCAUCAGUGCCCUCGGCCUCGAGUCAAAAUAACUCGCCCGUCAGUGACGAGUCGAAAGCAGUGGCAGCGGAGCAGCCAGCACCAGAUUCCCGGUCCCAGUCUGAAGCGGAGGCUCUCGGGGCCCAACAAGAUGGCUCCGCGGUCACGGCCAAUGACCCGCACCACCCUGCCCCGGCCUUUGAUCGUACUCGGCGCGAGUUGGAUCGCGUGAUCGAGGACGUGAUGAUUUGCAUGCGUGUCAAGCAAGAAGCGUCAGACAAAUUCGAAACUUGGCAAGCUGUGUACGAUGCCACGCGGCAGCAACCUGACCAGGUCGUGCGGGCACUGGUUUGGGCACAGGCUUUUGAUUUGGCCCGCUCAUGGGCCCGUUUUCAUGGGCUGGAAGAGACAGACAUCGAUACCAACUACGUGGCGCUCCUGAUGAAAACGAAUGCCAUUUACGCAGCACAACGUAUUUUGGACCAACUUCCCCUUGGUGAUGCCUUGGGCAUCUGCAAGCGCUUGGUCUUGCUGCACGGUGAAGAUGAACUUGGAGCCCAGGCUUCGGCCGGUGUGGCCGUAACGCAGAGCAGCGGCGAGCGCUUUCUUUUGUCAUUUCUGCUGGAGCACGCGCAAUCGUUGACGCCGAAUGAGGUUGAGCGCUACCGGUCAAAAGCGGAUGGUAUUGACAUGUUGCAGCGACUACCAGACGACCUGCGGACGGCGCUGAUGCCUUUCUCUUACAAUCCAAGCCGCAUCAUCGAGGAUCUUUUGAUGCACGCCAAUGUGGAUGCCGCAGCGCAUUGCCUGGCUAGCCUGCCCACAAACAAGCAAACGGCCAUUCUCAAAUUGGAUGGGACCGAAUAUCUCACACCUGAAGAUCUUGGCCAGGGCCAGACGCGUUCUCGUUCCUCAACAGGCCGUAGUCAUCAUGCCCGGCCACUGACCAACGUGUACGGUUUGCCUACUGUUGCAGCCACAGACGGCACCAACAGUGCAGCCGCAGACGCCGCUGCCUUGCACGCCACGCUCCCGGCCUUGUAUGCCCGCAAGGCAUUGGAGCUCACGUCAGCUCACACACCGUCUCAAGGCAUUAUGGAGGGGGCCGACCGCGCUGAUCGGGACUCAUGGUCGAACACCAACGCAUAUCGUGCGCUUGUGGCCCAUGAUAUCCAAAGUCACGCCAUUCUUCGUCAAAACUUUCACUUUGAGGACGCCCCGAAUUCGUCACUAGCUCUGAGCAUGAUUGCCCUGAUGCCCGACCCAUUGCAGGCUGCCCACUGGUGCCUGAGCAUGAGCAGCGACUUGUCGAGCCACCUUAGCGACGCCGACGUUGACCCCUUUGUGGUCAUCAAUAGCAUUGAGCGACUUCUGUUGCACGCCAAAAUUCACUUUGCUGAAGCUGGAGACUCGCGCCACGUACAAAUGUGUGAGGCAUACAAAGGCUACUGUGAUCUACUGGAAGCCUUGUGUCGCCAUCCACAGGGGCGUCAGAGUCUUAUGUCGCUGCGCGAGCUCUCUCGCACCGAUCGCGCGAAGAAGCUGCGAGAUCGGCUGUGCGAAGGCAACCAAUACGAACUGGCCCUCGAGGUCUCGACGCGCUGUCAGGUCAGCACUAUGUUUCCUCGCAAGGACCAGACAGUCGUCAAGGCAGUUGUGUGUGUGUGUGUGUGUGUGUGUGUGUGUGUGUGUGUGUGUGUGUGUGUGUGUGUGUGUGUGUGUGUGUGUGUGUGUGUGUGUGUGUGUGUGUUUAUGUGCCACUCAGACACUUGGAUUUCUGCCAUUGUCAAGGCUAUUGAGGCGACGCCAACGCCUUCAUUGGACGACAUUGCCUUUCUGCACCACCAACUGCUAGAGCUCAAGGCUCUCCGGCCCCGCGAGCGGGCCCAACGCCUGGCGCGCGACGACAAGUAUGCCGUCAACGCGUUGCGCACGGGCAAAGUGAGCAUGGCGUCAACGUUGGAUAGCGAGCGCUUUUUUGAAGCGCUUUACUAUCUAGAGACAUACUCGACGCACGAUCGACUUUUAAGCUUCUUGAUCCGCCACGACAUGAUUGAGCUGGCGGUGAGCAAGACAAUGGAUCUCAAGGUGGACCAGGAGGUUUUUGUAAGCCGCGUAUUUAUGCCAUGCCUGCAUCGUGGUGUGGCCGAGGACCGCCUAUUUCCUGCACUCGAAGCUACCGAUCCUUACAUGGACGACUGGAAGGGCUACCUGACGGCGUGCUGCAUCUUUCUGCGCAAGCAAGGGUGCAAUCACACACUUUUGCGUGUGCAGCAAUUCUUGGGGGAUUUGGUUGGCGCAGCUCUGACCUAUAUCGACCUGGCCAUUGGCCCAAGUGCCGAAGUGGCCUCUGCUGGUGCUGGUGGCUCGACGGCCUCGCAGUCUGUGCGCCGAAAAGACCGCCUGGACAUGAUAAAGAAAGCGCAGCAGUGCUUUGAACAGGCGCUGGAACGGGAACGAAGUCGCCGUGCGGACCGACGCUUUCGAGGUGAUCAUUUUCGACACCGAGAGGCUGACCUGCACGACUGUUUGUUUAAGACGCAGUUACAGGAACAGUUGAUGAAUUUAUGUGAGGAAUCUGGCGCCCAGGUAAUCAGGGCGCCAUCCGUCUUUGGAAACAGCUCGUCUGAGCUCCAGCAAGCGUGUGUCCUGUUGCUGGUACGCGGCGAUGACAUGGAGCAAGCGUUUGCCCGUGUUUAUCGCCUCAUUGAAUUGGGGAAGCUCGACGCGCACCAAGUUUACGAGGCCGCCUGCGCCGAGCUGGCUCGUUUGCACGAGGGGCGCAAGGCUCGGGGUUGCUUCGAGGCGGAGCGUGAAGGGAGUGAAGGGAGUGUAGUGGAAGUGUCGGUUCAGUUAAUCUCAUGUGGCCCUUGA